Cotesia congregata is the source of this 804-nucleotide messenger RNA. The record is from the annotation of a GenBank genome assembly. Lineage: Eukaryota; Metazoa; Arthropoda; Insecta; Hymenoptera; Braconidae.
AUGGCGGACACAGCUCCAGCCGCCAGAGGUGGCUUCCGUGGAGGUUUUGGCUCACGAGGUGGUACCGGCGACCGCGGUGGACGUGGUGGUCGUGGACGAGGAGGUCGCGGUCGAGGACGCGGACGUGGUCGUGGCAAGGAAGACCAAAAGGAAUGGAUCCCAGUAACCAAGCUGGGUCGUUUGGUGAGAGACGGAAAGAUCCGUUCUCUUGAAGACAUCUAUCUCUUCUCCUUGCCCAUCAAGGAGUUUGAAAUUAUUGAUCAAUUUAUUGGGCCAUCUCUCAAGGAUGAGGUGCUCAAGAUCAUGCCUGCUUUCGUCGCUAUUGGUGACAGCAACGGCCACAUCGGUCUCGGAGUAAAGUGCUCCAAAGAAGUAGCUACUGCUAUCCGUGGUGCCAUUAUCUUGGCCAAGUUAUCAGUAGUUCCAGUCCGUCGUGGAUACUGGGGUAACAAGAUCGGUAAGCCCCACACCGUACCUUGCAAGGUAACUGGCAAAUGUGGAUCAGUCCAAGUACGUUUGAUCCCAGCUCCAAGAGGUACUGGUAUUGUGUCGGCCCCAGUCCCCAAGAAGCUUCUGCAGAUGGCUGGUAUCGAAGAUUGCUACACCUCUGCUCGUGGUUCCACUUGUACUCUUGGUAACUUCGCCAAGGCUACUUACGCAGCCAUCGCCAAGACCUACGCUUAUCUGACCCCAGAUUUGUGGAAGGACAUGCCACUCUUGGAGGCUCCUUACCAAGAACACGCCGACUGGUUAUCCAAAAAUCACCGUGCUGUUACUGGUCAAAGAAGUGCUGAUGCUGUUUAA